AUGUUCAGCCUCAAGACGCUCACCAUGCUGGCCCUCGCGGCGGCCACCAUGACCGUGGCGGCGCCCCAGGGCAGCCCGUUCGACGAGAUCUGCCAGGGCCGGAACGCGGGCUGGUUCUGCCCGUCGGCGGGCGAGACGGCCUUCUGCAACAGGGACCACCGGUACGUGGACGGCCACGUCUGCGGGCGGGGCACGUGCUGCGCCUCGACCAGCAACGGCACGGCGCAGUGCGAGGAGGACGCGUGCUCCGCCGGCGGGCGCGCGCGGCCGCCCACCGCCGCCCACCGGCCGCCGCCGUCGCUCUUCGAGGCCCGCCAGGAUAUCGAGCACCAGCACCAGCAGCGGCGGGAGCACCCCAAGCGCAAGCUCACCCUGCCCGGCAUCUUUGGCAGGCACCACGGCGAUCACAACGGCAACGCGAUCAAGCGCUAG
Messenger RNA from Truncatella angustata, 432 nucleotides. RefSeq lists its product as uncharacterized. Lineage: Eukaryota; Fungi; Ascomycota; Sordariomycetes; Amphisphaeriales; Sporocadaceae. The transcript has a single exon. The record is from RefSeq and is a predicted model, not a curated record. The coding region runs from base 1 to 432 and encodes 143 amino acids.